CUCCCCGCCGCUCGCCCCUCCGCCCGGCCGCUGCGGCAGUGUCUCGGAGGCGGGCAGGCGGCCGGUCCCUCCGGUCCCCCCGGCAGCAUCCCGGCCCCGCCAUGGCUGGCGUCGGCUUCGCGGCGCACCGCCUGGAGCUGCUCGCCUCCUACCAGGACGUGAUCGGCGAGGACAGCCCCACCGACUGGGCCCUCUACACGUACGAGGAUGGCUCUGAUGACCUGAAGCUGGCAGCGUCAGGAGGCGGAGGUUUGCUGGAGCUCUCCGGCCACUUUGAGAUCCAGAAGGUGAUGUACGGCUUCUGCAGCGUCAAGGAUCCCCAGGCUGUGCUCCCCAAAUAUGUCCUCGUCAACUGGGUGGGCGAGGACGUGCCGGACGCCCGCAAAUGCGCCUGUGCCAGCCACGUGGCCAAGAUCGCCGAGUUCUUCCAGGGCGUGGACGUCAUCGUCAACGCCAGCAGCGUGGAGGACAUCGACCCAGGGGCCAUUGGGCAGCGGCUCUCCAACGGGCUGGCCCGCGUCUCCAGCCCGGUGCUGCACCGCCUGCGGCUGCGGGAGGACGAGAACGCCGAGCCUGUGGGCACCACUUACCAGAAAACCGACGCCACCGUGGAGAUGAAGCGGCUCAACCGGGAGCAGUUCUGGGAACAGGCCAAGAAAGAGGAAGAAUUGCGUAAGGAGGAGGAGCGGAAAAAGGCCCUGGACGCCCGGCUGCGGUUCGAGCAGGAGCGGAUGGAGCAGGAACGGCUGGAGCAGGAGGAGCGGGAGCGGCGCUACCGGGAGCGCGAGGAGCAGAUCGAGGAGCACAGGCGGAAGCAGCAGAGCAUGGAGGCAGAGGAGGCCCGGCAGCGCCUGAAGGAGCAGUCCAUCUUCGGGGAGCAGCAAGAGGAGGACGACAGGCAGCAGCUCAGGAAAUCAGAGUCAGAGGUGGAGGAGGCUGCUGCCAUCAUCGCUCAGCGGCCCGACAACCCCCGGGACUUCUUCAAGCAGCAGGAGCGGGUGGCAUCGGGCAGCAGUGACGCCGUCUCACCGGGCAGCCACAGGACAGGUCGUCUGCACUGUCCUUUCAUAAAGACAGCUGACAGUGGGCCGCCUUCUUCCUCCUCCUCCUCCUCCUCCCCCCCGCGGACCCCCUUCCCCUAUAUCACCUGCCACCGCACCCCAAAUCUCUCCUCUUUCUUCCCAUGCAGCCAGUCGGACGCCUACCGCAAGGCCUCGGCAGCGGGCUGCAGCCCCUGCGAGUCCAGCCCGGCCGCCACGCCGCUGGGCGAGCCGGGCACCCGCGCGUCGGGCAACGAGACGCCGGCAACGCCCAAAGACUCCCCCAGCCCCAGCACCCAGGAGGUUGGGCCAGCCAUCCCUGAGCAGCACUGGCCCUUCCCAGGGCCCGAGGACAAGGCCACCGAGCCCCCCGGGGACGAGCCCAGCCCCAGGCCGGUGUGGACAGCAGGGGGUGACUCCCUGGGGGACCUGAUGACCCUGGAGCCUGCCGAGCCCUCCCCGUUACCUGUGGCUGCCGAGCCCCAGCCGGGGGAGACCCCCAACCCCGAGAGCCUCAUCGACCUGUGGCAGAGCGAUGGGGCGAACCCCCCCGCUGCCUGGCCCCUGCCUGCUGCCCCUGUCCCCGAGGGCCCCCCCGCCACGCUGCCCGACGAGGGGACCCUGCUGAGCCUGGACGAGCUGCCCGAGCCCCCUGCCACCUUCUGCGACGCGGAGCAGGAGGAGGAGGCGGCAGCCGGUGGCGGUGACACCCAGCCCCGGGGGCUUGGCUGCCAGCGUGCCCCCCAGGAGGACGCCCCGGGCCGAGAGACCCCCCCCAUCACCAAUGGGGAGAUGGCCCCCAAGGACGGGACGCCGGGUCGUGGGGAGCAGGCCAGCGAGGGCUAUUUCAGCCAGUCCCAGGAGGAGGAGGUACCCCCCCCCGAGGAGCCAUCGGCCAAAGCCCCCCAGCCCAUCUUCUACAACAAGCCCCCAGAGAUUGACAUCACAUGCUGGGAUGCGGACCCCCUGCCCGAGGAGGAGGAGAGCUUCGGGGGGGGCCUGUAAGCCCGGGCCCCGCUGCCGGCGCAGGCAGCCCGCCCCGGCCGGUGUGGGGUAUGAGGGGGCCACAGCCGGGGGCCGGGCCCCCCCCCCUUGCCCCAUUGGGGCCCCGCAGCAUGAGGCCUCCGG
Molecule: messenger RNA, 2168 nt
Organism: Aquila chrysaetos chrysaetos
Lineage: Eukaryota; Metazoa; Chordata; Aves; Accipitriformes; Accipitridae
Gene: DBN1
Product: drebrin 1
Biological process (GO): positive regulation of axon extension; postsynaptic actin cytoskeleton organization; neuron projection morphogenesis
Cellular component (GO): postsynaptic membrane; cortical actin cytoskeleton; plasma membrane
Molecular function (GO): actin filament binding
Source: RefSeq, a predicted model, not a curated record